AUGUCAAAGAACGCGAGGUCCUUAUCCUUGAGCCACGGCCGGUACGACCGUCGCCUUGAUCGACUUGACCAUGUUGCCGUGCUCCGAGUGCCGGAACAGCAGGUCCGCCAGCACCAGCACGUCGAACCCCUCGCCCGCGCCCGCGCCCGCUUCCACGUCCAACCCCCUCCAGCUCCGCGAGCAGCGGCGCCGGGUCCGCCCCCACACGUAGCCCCGGACCUUGACCCGGCCCCGCGUCUCCUCAACCGUCUCCUCCAGCGCGUCCACGUUGGACUGCAUGUUGGCCACGAUGUCCACGUCCGGGUAAUCCGUCAGCACCGCCCGCCGGCACCCCAGCACCCCGCACACCAGCGACGGCAAGCCCGCGCCCGCGCCCAGCUCCAGCACCGUCCGCCCCGCCACCAGCGACGGGUCGCUCUCGAAGAGCUUCGAGACCGCCCGCGCCCCGUUCCACAGGUGGUUCGCUUCCAGCGACGGCUGGCCCACGAGAUGCAUCCUCAGCUCUUGCCCGCUCUGCAGCGUAAAAUAACAAGUAAAAACGUGGGGAGCUUUCCCUCCUCGCAACUACCUCCCCCUCAAAUCGCCGACCGCCCCGAACUCCUCGCCAACUCCUUCAACAUCUCAAUCGUCCCCUCCUCCCUCUCCUUAUACUCCCGCACCCUCUCCUCCCUCUCCGCCAUCCUCGCCCUCCAAAUCUCCUCCCGCCGCGCCUCCCUCUCCGACUUCUUCUUCUCCUGGCCCUCCCGCGCCUUCUUCGCCGCCUCCAGCGACCCUUCCUCCCCGGCCCCCAUCAGCGUCCCCUCGUCCACCUCCGCCCCCGGCGACCGCUCCCGGAACUCCCGCAUCUUGUCAUUCACCUCCCGCUUCUUCUCGAGCUUGCGCUCCCGGCUGCCCGGAUCCGCCCGCGGCACCAGCUCCUCCAGACGCUCCUUUUGCUCCCGCCGGUCCUCUUUGCGCGCCUGUCGAAUCUGCGACACCCGGUCCGCCCGCUCUUGCGCCGACUCCUCCGCCACGAGCUCGUCCCGUAGCUUGAGGUCCUCGAGGCCCGGCGUCGCCGCCGUGUGCCGCACGUUGCUGCCUGUCCCUCCAAAGUACGAAGGCGGCGGCGCCGGGCCAAUGUCCGAGUCCGAGUCCGAGCCCGCGCCAGUAAUACGCCAGGAGCGGCCGAAACGCCUCGAAAUCCCCCUUGACCAGCAUCCGCGCCCCCAGCGGCAGUUCCUUCACCGCCGGCGACGACGGCGGUUGCGCUACCUUCCUCGCUUCGCCCCCUCCUUCCCUCCUCCGCCUCCUCUCCGCCCCGCGGUCCUCCUCCCGAUCACCCCGCGGAGACCUCUUCCGCUUCGACCGCUCCGAGCUCAUCCGCUCCACGAGCUGCGGCCGCGGCCGCCGUCGCUCCCGCGACCCCUCUCGUCGCCCCUGUCCGUCAUCCGCGGGGGCCGCGUGGUGUCUCCUCCCCUCCUCGUCGUCGUCCCUGCGGGGCCGCGGUGA
Molecule: messenger RNA, 1488 nt
Organism: Parascedosporium putredinis
Lineage: Eukaryota; Fungi; Ascomycota; Sordariomycetes; Microascales; Microascaceae
Source: the annotation of a GenBank genome assembly